Saccharomyces mikatae IFO 1815 is the source of this 534-nucleotide messenger RNA. It is a transcript of the gene RAD33, whose product is annotated as Rad33p. Bases 1 to 534 code for a protein of 177 amino acids. Lineage: Eukaryota; Fungi; Ascomycota; Saccharomycetes; Saccharomycetales; Saccharomycetaceae. The record is from RefSeq and is a predicted model, not a curated record. The transcript has a single exon.
AUGAGUAAAUCCAGUAGUAUUAGUUAUGAGAGGGUAGAGUUAUUUGAAAAUCCCAAAGUACCCAGUGAAGUAGAAGAUGAAAUACUAGAAAAGUAUGCGGAGUCCAGCUUGGAUCACGAUAUGACCGUUAAUGAACUGCCAAGAUUCUUUCAGGAUUUACAACUAGAGCCCACAAUUUGCAAACUGGUGAGAAAUGAAGAUGUUAUUAUUGAGGGUACUGACGUAAUAGAUUUUACGAAACUGGUACGACGUACAUGUCAGUUAUUGAUACUAAUGAAUAAUUUAGCAGUAAUAGAUGAUCUGUGGUCGAUGCUCAUUAGAAACUGCGGCAGAGACGUUGAAUUUCCGCGUGUAGAGUUAAGAGAUCAUGUACUAAGUGUAAAAGAUCUACAAAAAAUCUCCAACCUCAUCGGGACGGACCAGAGCGCAGGGACUAUUGAAAUGAUCAGUUGUGCUACCGAUGGCAAGAGGCUUUUCAUGACAUAUUUAGACUUUGGUUGUGUACUGGGAAAAUUAGGAUAUUUAAAGAUGUAA